GCAUGCUCAGUACAAAGGAACUUUUGUAAUGGCUGCCAGAUAUAAGUGAGCUUAACGUCUACUGGAAAAACCAACCAACAAACAAACAAACAAAAAAACGUUGGAUAUAAUAGACCGUUAACAUUUAAUAAACCGAGUUAAAAUGGUGUAUGUCCGUACGGAGACAUACAAGAAGACUGUAGUGAACAGACAUAAAGUAAACUGAUACCGUGCUGGUGGUCAUGGCGAUGUGGGAGCGUGUGGAGGCUGUGCUGAACGUGGGCCUCCGAGUGCCCAGCAUCAUUCUGCUGGAGGUGCUGUACCGCUGGGAUGUCAGCUCCUUUUUCCAGAAGAUCCAGAGGAGCAGCCUGAACAACAACCCCAUCUUUCAGUACAAGUACCUGGCUCUGUACCUGCACUACGUGGGCUACAUCCUCAGCCUGGUGUUGCUGACUCUGCCACGGCAGCAUUUGGUGCGCCUCUACCUGUACGUGCUCACCGCUCUGCUGCUAUUUGCUGGACACCAACUCUCCAGGGAUUAUGUUCGUAGUGAGCUGGACUCUGGCUAUGAAGGACCUCUGUACCUGGAUCCACUCUCUAUGAACCGAUUCACCACAGCUCUCAUCGGUCAACUGGUGGUGUGUACAAUGUGCACUUGUGUGAUGCAGACGAAACAGAUCUGGCUGUUCUCGGCUCACCUCCUCCCCCUUGUGGCCCGUCUGUGCCUUGUCCCUCUGGAAGCUAUUGUCUUCAUUAACCGUUUUGCCAUGAUCUUCACCGGACUUGAAGUGAUCUACUUCCUUGCGUCUAACCUACUGGUACCCUACAACUUGGCCAAGAAUGCCUACCGGGAGCUUGCACAGGUGGUGGAGGUGUAUGGGCUACUGGCUCUGGGAAUGUCUUUGUGGAAUCAGCUUGUCUUGCCCAUGCUCUUCAUGUGCUUCUGGUUGGUGCUGUUCACGCUGCAGAUCUACACGUAUUUCAGCACACGGGACCAACCUCCUUCACGCGAACGAUUGCUCUUCCUUUUCCUUACAAGCAUUGCGGAGUGCUGCUGUACUCCAUACUCACUGCUGGGGCUGGUCUUCACCGUGUCCUUUGUGGCGCUGGGCGUCCUCACACUCUGCAAGUUCUACCUACAAGGUUACCGAGCGUUCAUGAACGACAAUGCUAUGCACAGGGGAAUGACGGAAGGAAUCACUUUGCUGAUUCUGUCUGUUCAGACAGGGCUAAUUGAGCUGCAGGUAAUCCACCGGGCCUUUCUCCUGAGCAUUAUCCUCUUUAUCGUUGUGGCCUCUAUUUUGCAAUCCAUGUUGGAGAUUGCUGACCCCAUAGUGCUGGCACUGGGGGCUUCCAGGGACAAGAGUCUGUGGAAGCACUUCCGAGCAGUGAGCCUGUGUCUGUUCCUGCUGAUCUUUCCUGCCUACAUGGUCUACAUGAUCUGCCAGUUCUUUCAUAUGGACUUCUGGCUGCUCAUCAUCAUCUCCUCCAGCAUCCUUACCUCACUUCAGGUGCUGGGCACGCUGCUGAUCUAUGUGCUCUUCAUGGUGGAGGAGAUACGCAAGGCUCCGGUCGAGAACAUGGACGAGGUCAUGUAUUUCGUGAACGGUACCUACAGAUUGCUGGAGUUUGUGGUGGCGCUCUUCGUGGUAGCCUACGGCGUGUGCGAGACGCUCUUCGGACAGUGGAGCGUGAUGGGCUCCACCAUCAUCCUGCUGCACGCUUACUACAACGUAUGGCUGCGGGCGCAGCUUGGCUGGCAGAGCUUCCUGUUGCGUCGUGACGCCGUACACAAGAUUCAGAGCUUGCCCACGGCGUCGGCGCUGCAAUUACAGCAGCACAACGAUAUCUGCGCCAUCUGCUAUCAGGACAUGAAAGCGGCAGUCAUCACACCUUGCGGUCACCUUUUCCAUGCAGGCUGCCUGAAAAAGUGGCUGUACGUGCAGGAGUCCUGCCCCCUUUGCCACGGCCCUCUCAAGAGCCAAUCACCAUCCGCCAGCACUCCUGUCCCCGGCCCUCCUGAUACCGCACCGGCCAAUCCAAAUGCAGAACAGGCGGAACGGCAAGACGCGGUGGCCGUAGAGGAGGCGCCACAAGCUGGAGAAGCCUCCCCAAAUGUUGCAUCCCAAUCAAGUCUUCAAAGUUCAGCUGAGCCAGAGCUUACAAGUGGCCCAUUUCAAGAAGAAUCCUGCAACUGUGAUUCCAAAGUGGAUAAAGAAAAGACGGAAGAGGAUCGAGGCUAAACAAGGGCCGCAGUAGAUUUCGAGUGUCCCUCCGUCCCCUUAAGCAGAGCUGCGCUCUGUGAUUUUCUCAGUGGUGACUGUAUAGAUUUAUCACAGUCACACUGUAAGGCUGCCAAGGUUUAGAAAUCCUCUGAUGAGAUGAUUUAUUUAAGAGUCCUGGAGGUUGAUGGUCUAAACAAGACACACCCACUUUUUUCUCCACCCCCCAGCCCCCCCCCAGAAUUAAUACACGCAUUUCUAUAGAUAUAGUUAUAAAUUUGUGUGCUGGUCAGUUCUUCAGAGUUCUGACUUGUAUAUGUUUUUUAAUUAAUCAUGCUAACUGGACUUUAAUUCCACUUUUUUUUUUUCUUUUUUUUUUUUUUGACAGUUUGCCAUAAUUUCUGUAAACAAUAUAUUCAAAAGAUGGUCCCUAACUUUCUAUUGCACUACAAAUGAGCCACAUUCAUUUCAAGUUUUCUUAUACAUUCUAAAUAAGAAAAUUAAAAUAUAUAUGUAUAUCUAUAUACCUAUAGAAUUAAGAAAUGUUACGUUUUUAAAUCUUUUAACGUGCAUCUGUAAUUUUGGAUUGAUUUUGACAGAACCCAAAAUCUGGAUGCUCAGACAUCUGCAGGGUCAAGCAGAUAUUCACAGGAUUAUCAACCAAGGCAAGCACUAGCGAAUUAUGUUGGAAAUGUUGCACUAUGUUAGCUGCUUUUGAGCCGUCUUAGCUUCUUUCAUGUCUACCAUACGGAGCAUCACAGCUUUAAAGAUUUACCUGAAGAACAGGUAGACUCUUGUAGUGGGGGAUGUCGUUUCUAUGUAGCUUGAUGCCAUGCCAUGCCAUCCUGCUGUGACUCUUGUCAUAUAUGCUUCCAAGUCAGCUCUGUCCUUUCCAGCAUGUAAUCCCUGUGUACAUGAGCUACAGCCUCUUGAAUAUAUAUGUGCACAUAUAUGUUCACGUAUAUACCUAUCUAUAUCUACAUCUGUACAUUUAUCAAGUACUGUAAAUGAGUUUUGUUAUUUGAUAUGCCAAACAGUAUUGAAGCAGUAUCAACCGUUAUGACGUAGCAUUUGGGUUCGUGGGAACACUUUGAUGUCCUCUACAGGUAGAAGUGGGAUUGAGCCUAAAGAUACUGAAUGGGAAUUUGCUGCUUGCUAAUGUCAGCUCGACAGUAUUAGGAUAUCUGGUGACUUUGUGUAGAUGAAUACAUAUACGGUGUAUGAACACAAAACACCAAGUGAUAAUGGAUGGUUAGUGAUGUCUUUAUUUUGCACGUUUUUUGGAAGAAAAAUAAAACACGAGAUUAAGUAGCAUUUCA
Ictalurus punctatus (channel catfish) is the source of this 3520-nucleotide messenger RNA. It is a transcript of the gene rnf145b, whose product is annotated as ring finger protein 145b. The transcript is spliced from 11 exons. Bases 222 to 2222 code for a protein of 666 amino acids. Gene Ontology annotation, cellular component: endoplasmic reticulum; endomembrane system. NCBI's taxonomy places the organism in Eukaryota, Metazoa, Chordata, Actinopteri, Siluriformes, Ictaluridae. Gene Ontology annotation, molecular function: zinc ion binding; ubiquitin protein ligase activity. The record is from RefSeq and is a predicted model, not a curated record.